GCCCGACUGGGGGAGGGAUUCGGCCGGAGUUUGGUUGGAAAUGCAGAGUUCGGGACUGGGGACAGAGGAGAUCAAGGUUCGGGAGAGAACGCGGGGGUGGAGAGGCGCGGUCGACAAGUAGAGCGCAAGAGCUGGAAGUAGAGCAGAAAGGAGACAGAGUAGGAGAGGGCCUCCCGCCUCCUGGGCUCUCCUUCUCGGUCUGGGAGUUCCUCCUCCCCACUGCUGAACCCUGUUCAAAGUCGCGCGCCUUUCCCUGCGUAUGGCAUUACGUCAUACAUAAGGUCUCCGAGAUGGUGUGGAUGAGACAAUGCUCAAUGAGACAAUUCCCCCAAUAAACACGCAUGCGUAGCGGCCCACUGUUUUCAGUGAGUUCAGUGACCAGUCUGGAAGUUUUGAAAGGUUAGACAUGAAUAGAUCCUUCAUUAAUUGUGCAUUUCGAUUCAGAUUUGUUGAGUCUUUCCCUCCAAAUAGCUGCAAUCCCUCGUCUGCCAAAUCUGUAAACACCUCCAGCCCCAAUACCUCUGCUUUUAUCUCCUAUUCUUGACUGCCACGGCUAUCCCACAUAGCGCUAAACUCCAGAUAUUUGUAAACCAUAUUGAAUGUCCCAUCAUUUCUCGGUUUCAAAGCGUCCUUAAAACCUUUGCAUAGGUCUUUGAUCAUGUUUCCCCAGUCUGCUCCCAUAUAUGAGGGUGAAGCCUUACUACCUUUAACAUUCAUAGUAUGGAAGCAGGCCAUUGGGCCUAGUGAGUCCAUGCCGACCCUCCGAAGAGCAUCCACCCAGACCUAGCCGUCUCUUACCUUGUCCCUGUAUUUCCCACCCUAGACAUUAUGGGCAAUUUUACAUAGCUAAUCCACCUAACCUGCGCAAUUUUGGGCUGUGGGAGUAAACCCACGCAGACACGGAGGGAAUAUGCAAACUCCACACACACAUUCGCCCGAGGCUGGAAUCGAACCCGGGAGCCUGGCACCGUGCCGCCUAAUGAAGAUGUCUUGGUACCGCUUUCUCCAUAUUAGCAGCAGUGUGAAGCAUCUGUUCAGAGCUGACUUUCAAGGACGGGAACCAUGGAAAUGUUGGAUAAGGAAGCAUCUACCUGCAGUAACUGCAAGACGUUGGAAACAUGGUGCUGCAGAUUCGUUGAACUGUUCCUGGUUGAUGCAUGAUCAACACUUGGAAUUGAAGUAUAGUGACAUGGUGAUGCGAUUAAAUUACGUUUGGCUGCGAGAUCAUUGUCGCUCUGCAUCGUGUUACAACCCAAAGACUAAUCAGCGGAGCUUGGACACAGCUCAGGUGGAUUUGGCUAUUAAGCCAGCAAAGAUACAUUCUGACAAUGAUACAAUCUACAUAACCUGGCCAGAUAAUCACAUGACCAAAUACGCCUUGUCAUGGUUGGCAAAAUAUUCUUUUGAAGGCCAGAAACAGACAGUCCAACGUCGUAUCCUCUGGAAUGCUUCCAUUUAUAAUGAAGCCAACAUGCCUUAUGUUACUUACAAUUCUGUGAUGGAGUCGGAUGAGGAACUGAAAAAAUUUUUGGAAACCUUCCUGCUUUAUGGCAUUGCUUUUGUUGAUGAAGUUCCUGUGAGUGUUGAGGCAACAGAAGCUGUAGCUUUACGUGUUGGUUUGAUCAGGGAGUCUAUUUUUGGCCGAAUGUGGGAUUUUACUUCGGAUUUUUCUCGUGGCGACACUGCAUACACAAAGGUGGCUCUGGAUCGCCAUACAGACACUACUUAUUUUCAGGAACCUUGUGGAGUUCAACUGUUCCAUUGUUUGAGGCAUGACGGAACUGGUGGAAGAACACUGUUGCAGGAUGGGUUUCAUGCUGCCGAAAACGUACGAAAAGAAAAUCCACAUAACUUUGAAGUGCUUACUAAAGUACCAAUAAAACAUGAAUACAUAGAGAAUGUAGGAGGAUGCCACAAUCACAUGAUUGGAAUUGGACCAGUUCUGAAUGUUUAUCCUUGGAAUAAUGAAUUAUACCUAAUGAGGUAUAACAAUUAUGACCGAACCAUUAUAAACACAGUACCUCAUGACGUUGUUCAUCAAUGGUAUGUUGCACAUCGAGCCCUUACGACAGAACUCCGAAAACCAGAGAAUGAAAUCUGGGUGAAACUCAAACCUGGAAAGGUUUUAUUUGUUGAUAAUUGGAGAGUCCUUCAUGGACGUGAUGCAUUUACUGGAUACCGUCGCCUGUGUGGCUGUUACCUGGUGAGAGAUGAUGUACUGAACACUGCAAGAUUCAUUGGGAUCGAGAUUUGAAAAACAAAUUUCUGAACUUCGUAUACAAUUUGUUGACUUCAGAGUUUUGACAUCUAUCUGAAUUUUAAAUUUACUUUUUUGAACUAUGAAUUGCUGGUGGAGCAUCUUAAAGAUCUUGAUGAACUGUAUAUUCACUGAAUGAGACAGUUUCACAAAUUAUAUUUAGUUUGCCCUGCUGAACCAUAAUGUUAGUUUUAAAGCUUUAAUUAUUAUUAUCUUUCAACUACUGCCCUUCUUUUCAUUUUGACCCACCCUCCUCCUAAUGGAUUAAUGAAGUUUAUUAUUCCAAUUAUGUAAAGUGAAAUUCGUUGUAUACAGUUGGCAAAGAAAUUGUGAUUUGGAAUCAUU
Messenger RNA from Rhincodon typus (whale shark), 2602 nucleotides. RefSeq names its product trimethyllysine hydroxylase, epsilon (gene tmlhe). The transcript is spliced from 8 exons. The coding region runs from base 911 to 2254 and encodes 447 amino acids. Gene Ontology annotation, cellular component: mitochondrion. The record is from RefSeq and is a predicted model, not a curated record. Lineage: Eukaryota; Metazoa; Chordata; Chondrichthyes; Orectolobiformes; Rhincodontidae. Gene Ontology annotation, biological process: carnitine biosynthetic process. Gene Ontology annotation, molecular function: trimethyllysine dioxygenase activity; iron ion binding.